GCUGGGAGGCAAGCAGAAACUCGCGCGCCCCGCGCCGCCCCCGACGCGGGGAAGCAGGCAAGCAGGUAGGGCGCCCGCCCACCAAUAUCCGGGUCUCGGCAUCUGGGGCCGCCCACUGAGCUGCGGACGCCGCCUCUUUUCUGUGACGGCUCGCGAGCGAAGGAGGUUGAGGCAGCAACUUGGAAGCAGCUGAAACAGCCUCGCGGGGGGCUGCCUUGGCGCGGAAGAAGAGCUGACGCUGCAAACCCCUCCGCAGGUGCCCGCGGCGCUCCAAGGAGGAACUGGGUGUGUGGGGCACCUGAGGGUCAUUCUCCCCAGCUUCCUCUGGGGCUCGGUUCAGGUCCUGCCUGUUUGCCGGCUGCUUGCUCAAGGGAGGCGAAGCGACUGCCCAGAGUUUGCUGAAACUGCGCAACUGCUAUCUAGUUACAGAGGUCAGCCUUCACAGUUGCCCAGUUUCUCCAAUGCCAGCUGCCUCUGUGACUCUCCCAAAUAAAAACCAGAGUUUACUGGAAGUAGAUUUCAUCGGUUUCCAACAAAAUUGAAGAGAAAAGUCAUGCCUUAUCCCGAAAGCAAAAAAAUAUUAUUUGGCCUAAUGGCCGGGGCUGCUGGAAUAACCUUGGGCCUCAUUUGGUAUCGAAAGACACAGAAAUGCAGUAAAGCCAUGUACUUGCCUACCUUUUUGAAUUCAGAGGGCAGUUUUGACUUGGUAAAUUUUCCACAUGAAACUCAUAACGAACAAGGAACCGUGAUGCUAUUGCAAGGAAGGCAGCUUCAGGUACUGGAAAAAAUGAAUGGUUUAAUAGCAACUGUGGAAGAACUUAAGAGAGAAGUAGCAUUUCUGAAAGAAGCAAUUCCAAAGUUGGAAGAACUUGUCCGGGAUGAACUCAAGGGGAGAACAGAUUCUCGCAGGAGCAGCCCUUUGCACAGAGGAACAAAGAAGAGGAAGACUGAGAUUGGCAAAGGUGUGUCAGAUACCAACAGUUCUGAAGAAGCAGAAAGUGAAGGCGGCUACAUUACAGCUCAUACUGACACUGAAGGAGAGUCUGAGGAAGAAAAAGGAUGGAUCAGUUCUUCCACAUCCCCUCUGGCACCUGAAGAGAAGAUAGAAUUAUUUAAUCUUCUACAGAAUGCGGACAGGUUGCAUUAUGGUUCAGACAAUGAGAAAAGGGAGAGCUUCAAACUGCUGCUUGAAAAUGAGGAAAAGUAUAGAAAUCAUACUGGCUUUCUUUGGAGGCUUGCCCGAGCUUAUGGAGACAUGUUUGCAAUAACCACAGAGGCUGAAGAAAAAAAGGACUAUGCUACCAAAGGAAAGCUUGUGAGUGAAAAUGCUGUAAACCUGGAUCCAUCAAGUGCUGAGAGUCACCAGUGGUUUGCAAUGAUGUGUGGCUACAUGUCUCAGUUUGAAAGUGUGCAGAACAAAAUCAGGAAUGGCUAUCUCUUUAAGGAGCAUCUAGACAAAGCUAUUGAGCUUAAGCCGCAAGACCCUUUUUUAUAUUAUCUAACUGGAAGAUGGUGCUAUGAAGUGGCUCAGUUGUCUUGGAUUGAGAAAAAAGUAGCUGCUGCUCUUUUUGGGACUCCGCCAACUUCAACAAUUCAUGAAGCUUUGCAGAAUUUUCUUAAGGCUGAAGAACUACAACCUGGAUAUUCGAAACACAAUUAUGUCUAUUUGGCAAAGUGCUACAAAGAUCUUGGCCAGAGGACCAAUGCGCUGAAGUUCUGUGACACUGCAUCAUCAAUCCUGUCAGUCACCAAAGAUGAUAAAGAGGCUGAUGAAGAUUUAGAAACAUUGCUUCCGUCACUGAAACUGUGAACCAAACAACAACAAGCACUUUUCAUUAUGUUUUUGAAUGAUACUGUGAAAGGCAUCUGGGAACCCAGAUCCGAGUUCUGAAAGCACGCAUAUGUGGGUUUUGUGGGGUUUCUAGCCAUGGGAGGCUUAGAAUUUGGGGAAACAGGGCUGAGAUAAUACCAAAGGGUUGUAUCUAAGGCUGGCUUUGAUCUAGUGGAAAGCACUUCCACUUGCACAAGAUGAUGCACCCAGAUUCACCAGUUACCUACUGUUGUGUCCUCUGCCUAUCCCAUAAUGUUUCAGAGGGUUUCCCAACCCACGGGAGCAGCUUUUGAGGAGGCAGGUGGGGGAGUGGGUAUGGAACGCUGCAGUGGAUAGGGGUGGGAUAGGCAAAAACCAGGAGCCUCUUGUGUACAAGCAGAAGCGUUUUCCAUUAUUACUACAAAGCCACUGCUGGGUACAAUCCCAAUAAUAAUCCCAAUACAAUCCCAAUAAUAAAGUCAAGGGACGGAUGGAUCUGUCAAUUUCAGUUCUCUAAGCUUCUCAUUUUUCCGGUCUUAAAUUCAGUUCUCCACAUUGUGGCAGCACCCUGCAGGAUCCCGCUCCACUUUUAAAUACUAAGGGAAGGAGAGUGCCAGCAUUUUAGUGUGAAUUUCUCCUCAUAAACACAAUUUUGUAUGCAUAAUUUUGACUAACACCCAUACCUUUGGAAGCAAUUUCCCCCAAUACAUUUAUGUAUGUUAUUGUUAACCGAUACUCAUUUCUAUGCACCCUUUCUCCUAACAUAUGCAUUUUUGUAAAAACUGUGCAGUUGGGAAACUGCACUGCAAAAUUCACAGAAUUGCUAAUUUUGAAGGAUGGCUGUGUUUCAAUUCUCCUAUUGUUCCAGAAAGUGCAAUUUUGGUAUGUUCCCCUUUAAAUGUGAACUGAAUCUAAUUUCUUCCCCAACCCUAAUGAAGUCUGAAACCCCGGGGGGGAAAGUCAUUGGACUGGAUUACUUCAAGCCCAUUAAGAAUGUAGCAGUUACUCAUGUGCAGCAGGUAUCAUAUGCCUGCAUUAACACAUUUCUUUACACUAGACACCCAUUCAGCCACAUAUUGUUGGUUAUGCUGUAAAAGAAUUAUCAAUCCACCAGUGGAGUCCAAUCAUGUGAAUGCUUACUGAGAAGUAUGACCCGUCAGGCUCUUCUUAUGUUCUUAUGCUAAGCAGGAUUGUCUUGAAUGCCACCCCAGACUCCUAUUCAGAUGGGUUUGUUGAGGCAUGCCAACACUCCCAGUUCUCCAUAUGGUGGCUGGUUCACAUGAAGCCUUAUUUGUGACUGCACAACACCAACUUAAAGCAUCGCCAUAUGUCUCAGGCAUUGCCCUGUUUUGACUGGGCUGAAAAAAGUGCAGCUAACUCUGGAAUUGGUUUUAGUUUUAAAUGCUGCUUUUUCUCCUUGGCAACAUAUACUCAUGGACUCUCUGUAGCAGAACACAUCCAUGAUCGCCUCAUUCCUUUUAUAGUGGUACCUCGGGUUAAGAACUUAAUUUGUUCUGCAGGUCCAUUCUUGACCUGAAACUGUUCUUAACCUGAGGUACCACUUUAGCUAAUG
Messenger RNA from Podarcis muralis (Common wall lizard), 3383 nucleotides. It is a transcript of the gene RMDN2, whose product is annotated as regulator of microtubule dynamics 2. Gene Ontology annotation, cellular component: mitotic spindle pole; spindle microtubule; cytoplasm. Lineage: Eukaryota; Metazoa; Chordata; Lepidosauria; Squamata; Lacertidae. The record is from RefSeq and is a predicted model, not a curated record. Gene Ontology annotation, molecular function: microtubule binding.